UCUGGGGACUGCACUGGAACCCUGCAUCUGGAUAUAGACAAGAGCCCACUCUUCCUGCCCUCCCCCCCUUCACUGGCUGAGUCCCUGUAGGCUUCAGCAGUACCACCCAGCCCCCAGUACCAUUCAGGCUGCUUCAAAUUCUCAUCUUAUGACCCUCUCUCUCUAUUCUCUCUCUCUAUUCUCUCUCUCUGUUCUCUCUCUCUAUUCUCUCUAUUCUCUCUCUCUGUGGAGUUAGUGUUGAUGUUUUUUUCUCCAGGCCAGAGUUAAGUCCCAGCAGUCUCAGGAGAGAAGAGAGGAGAGUCCGAUAUGGACGGUUGAGGAGACUACCCACUCCAGGGAGCAUCUGAUGGGAUUAUAAAACCAGAUUUUUCCCUUUCUCUCUCUCUUUUUUCCCCACUGGGGAUAAAGUGGUUCGAGCCUUCAUUUGAACAAAGAAAGAAGCAACUCCUAGGCUCUAGAACUGCGCUGUAUCACGUUUUAAGGCUUUUGGAAAAAGAGAAAAGUUUGGCCCCUUUUUGGAGGAUUCUUUUCCCCCGUCAGUCCUCCGAUCAUUGGGAAGAUUAAGUCCGCUGUUUCCUAUUUAGGAAUUCGAGGAAGGCUCCUUGCUCGUGAGCAGAAAAGAAAACAAGCAAGGAAUUAGCUCCAGAUCUCCGCUGACAGCUGAUAUGAGCCGCAAUUUAAUUUCGUAUGACUUGGCCCCCGUCUCCUAGUUGGUAAACUGAUAUGCUUUCUGAGGUGGGCUCCUAACAGGCAUCACUCUUUGCCUUUUUAGGUGGGUUUACACAGAGUUGGGUGAACUUCAUCAGUUUUUUCAAACACAUGGACAUAUCCCCAGUGCAGGGACCAGAUGCUGUAGAACUUUAGCGGCUGAAUCGGGCAUACUUUCUGAUCUCUGGAUUUUGCACUGCAUUUCAAUGAAGGCCACUACUUUAUCAUAAAACGUUUUUUCUUCUUUGGAAUUGUAUGAACACACACCAGCCCAAAUGUUAGCAUGAAGACCUGUUACUGACAGCGCUGAACUUGAAUGCAUCGUACUUGUGUCUCUACUAGACGCAGUAGAUUUCACUUUGUUCUGCUUUUGUGGACUGAUUGUUCUCACAAGGUGUACCAUGCUUAGUUUGUGACCGAACAGUACCAAGAAACAUUGGACGUUCACCUUAGAAAGAAUGGUCAUUUCAGACAAGCUGGAGAAGUCGUAGUCCACAGAGAUGUUGCAUUCCAUUCUGUUCAUCCCCUGUCAUCUGAAGGCUGUUACAUCUCUGUGAAAAAGCCACCACAAUGAUGAACAAAGACUCUCGCUUCCCCAGGAAGGCUGUCCAUAGCAACCCCUCCUCUCGAAGGCACUCAUGCAUCGGUUUUGAUGCUGAGAAUGGCUUGUCGGUGGGGCGCAGCCCCCUGGACCCUCCGGCCAGUCCCGGCUCCGGUCUGGUGCUCCAGGCCAACUACCACAGCCAGCGCCGUGAGUCCUUCCUCUACCGCUCGGACUCAGACUUUGACCUCUCACCCAAGGCCCCCUCGAGGAACUCGUCCACUGCCAGUGAUCUGGAGGAAAGCUUGAAGCACUGGGAAGUCAACUGGUUGUCUCGACAUGGAGAAGACAUGAUUGUGACACCAUUUGCACAGGUACUUGCCAGUUUGAGGACGGUAAGAAGCAACUUCGCCGUUUUGACCCAUCAGCAAGAUCGUCAACCCAGCAAGAGAAUUGGCAGUAAUCCACCGUCCAUGUUAAAUACAAGCUUAGCAGAGGAGCCGUUUCAGCAGCUGGCCGUGGAGACUCUGGACGAGCUGGACUGGUGUCUGGAGCAGCUGGAUACUCUGAAGACACGCCAUUCCGUCAGCGAGAUGGCCUCCAAUAAGUUCAAGAGAAUGCUGAACAGAGAGCUCACUCAGCUAUCAGAGGCCAGCAGAUCAGGGAAUCAGGUGUCAGAGUUCAUCUCCAGCACCUUCCUAGAAAAGCAACAUGACAUGGAGAUCAUGUCUCCACACAUCAAGGAGAAGAAGGAGAAAACGGACAAGAAGAAGCGUCCCAUGUCCCAGAUCGUGGGGGUGAGGAAGCCCAGAAUCAUCCCCAGUGUGGCCCCCUCCAACAUCCCCCGCUUCGGGGUUGCAGCCACUCAGGAGGGCUUUCUCGCCAAGCAGUUGGAAGAUAUAAACCGAUGGGGUGUGGAUAUUUUCAAAAUAUCUGAAUAUUCUGGGAAUCGUCCGCUGACGGUGGCGAUUUAUUCAAUUUUCCAGGAGCGAGAGCUGCUGAAGUCAUUCAAGAUCCCUGCAGACACCUUCAUCACCUUCAUGAUGACCCUGGAGGACCACUACCACCAUGAUGUGGCCUACCACAACAACAUCCAUGCUGCAGACGUGGUCCAGUCCACCCACGUCCUCCUCUCUACCCCUGCCCUGGAGGCGGUGUUCACUGACUUGGAGAUCCUAGCUGCUCUGUUUGCCAGUGCUAUACAUGAUGUGGACCACCCGGGGGUGUCUAACCAGUUCCUCAUCAACACCAACUCCGAGCUGGCCCUGAUGUACAACGACGUGUCGGUCCUGGAAAACCACCACCUGGCCGUGGGCUUUAAGCUGCUGCAGGAGGACAACUGUGACAUCUUCCAGAACCUCAGCAAGAAACAGAGACAGUCCCUACGCAAGAUGGUCAUAGACAUGGUGUUAGCCACAGACAUGUCCAAACACAUGAACCUGCUGGCUGACCUGAAGACUAUGGUGGAGACCAAGAAGGUGACCAGUCUAGGAGUACUUCUACUAGACAACUAUGGAGAUCGUAUCCAGGUCCUCCAGAACAUGGUUCACUGUGCUGACCUCAGUAACCCCACCAAGCCCCUGGAGGUCUACCGCCAGUGGACUGACCGCAUCAUGGUGGAGUUCUUCACCCAGGGGGACAGGGAGAGGGACAAGGGCAUGGAGAUCAGCCCCAUGUGUGACAAACACAACGCCUCCAUCGAGAAGAACCAGGUGGGCUUCAUAGACUACAUCGUCCACCCUCUGUGGGAGACGUGGGCAGACCUGGUCCACCCUGAUGCCCAGGACAUCCUAGACACGCUGGAGGACAAUCGCGAGUGGUACCAGAGCAUGAUCCCACACAGCCCCUCGCCCACACCCGAGGCCCAGGACAAGAUGGGCCUGCCUGGGGGAGCCAUGGGAGCCGGAGGGGGUGGAGGUGGAUCCUCCACAGGAGAUAAGUUCCAGUUUGAACUGACCCUAGAGGAGGAGGAGUGCGAGUCCGACACAGAGAGCCCUUCGGCAGAGGAGGAGGGGUACAGUAGCACUGGGAUGGAGCCUUCUAGGACUGACCCGGACAGCAGACUCCAUUCCAUGUCUGCCACUUCUCACCCACACACGCAAGUACUCUCCAAAAUGGCUACCUCUGUCCUCAAUCUUGGUGGCAGGACUUUGUCCACAGACUCUGACCCAGAAAGGGAGGCCACCGAAGACAGAGAACAUGACCAAGAAGGUAACGCCGGUGUGAGGCGCUUCAGGCUAGGUACAUAACAUCAGUGCAAUGUUCUUUCUUUUUUAAAAACAUUUCUGAGCCUCCCUUCUGACCCCUUCAACCCCCAUCUCUGGCUUCCUUGGAUUGAAUGGCAGGACAAAGCUGGGGUAAAGAACGUAGAGGGGGUGCGUUCAGGAAGUCUGCACUUUCACAGCAGUCACCUCGUACUGGAGAAAGGAGAGCCCCACUGUUCCUUCUUUGGUUGCAGAGAACAGGAAACCGUGUUUUUGAGCUGGUCUUUUGUGUUUUACCGUCUCUGAGUUGGACGUGUCACCUUAUUCAGCUUAUGUUUCUCAGAGACACUGAGAAAACCAACCUUCCUGUUUUGCAAGUCAAGCCAAGGUCUACGACAAAAGAGCAAGGAUUUUGUGGAACACGUCUUCCUUUUGACUACUUAUGGCCGCUUGAAACAAUUGACGAAACGAUAAACUUAGUAACAACAAACACCACAAAGGCUUUUGAGACAUUAUGCCAAACAGAUUAAUAAACAUGGACUUGGCCAAUGGCAACAUUUGCCUGCCUUUUCAACUGUUGGUCAUUUUGUCUUUAAUUUAAGUCCUUUUAAACUAGUGCAGAAAGUGGUUUAAACCGAUAAACUGCAGACUUACCAAAUAUGUACUACAAAGGACAAAGUACAGAGCAGAACUUCAGAAUUGACGAAGAGAUUGUUUCAAUGUAGCACAACACUUUUUGGGUACCUUGUUGUAACAGCUACUCGGUGCAUCACUAGGGGUCUCUCAUCAGCCACACUCUUAACAACUGGUUUAGGGUCAGUUCUUCCUCCCACAGUCCUAACCACAGUCCUGUUAUAUGUAAACCAACAAAACCAACCCUGAGCCAGCCGUUAUAGGGACAUAUAAGUAACCCAAAGCUAUGCGGUGUGCACUUGGCACCUCCCAGUGUUGAAUAUCGGAAUUAAAGUCUGAACAUGUACUGCAAUUCAAGGCAUUCAAAAUGCCCAUACCUACAGUAAAUUGACUAUAGGUAUGUUAAGUGGAUUGGUUUUAGCUGUGUUGCUGUUGUAGGCAGGGGUAUCCAAAACAAGCACUUCAGUUAAGAUUCACCACUUGUCUGUAUGAUUUUAUUUUAUUUAGGUUUUUUUCUAUUUGAAGUCCCUCAUAGUGUAUACAUACUGCUUUAUACUGUAAUUGUGUGUAUCCUUAACCCUUUUAUGGCAUCAGUUUGGCUCCACUUUUAGCACUUUACAAUUUUACUCAUAGCCAAUCCCCAUCCUGCUUGAAAGGGCUUGAACCAAUCCAUAAACACAUUGGAGGCAGGUGACUGAGAAUUUUUGUUUGCCACUGGCAACAUGGUAGCCAGCACUUACAUACCCUAGCACAUUAGGAUAACUAGUUGCAUUGAGGGAACCUGGACAGAGUUAAGUUAACUGUUUGACAGUACAGUAGGGCUGUGGGACAUUUUUUACAUUUACAUUUUAGUCAUUUAACAGAUGCUCUUAUCCAGAGCAAAUUAUGACUUGAGCACAUACAUUUUCAUACUUGUCCCCGUGGGGAUUGAACCCACAACCCUGGCAUUUGCAAGUGCCAUGCUCUACCAAAUGAGUCAAACUGUACAAUGUCCUUUCAAGUCUAUUAUUAUUGUUACAGUAAAGGUCUCAAGUUUCCUACUUACUUCAGGUACCAUCAUCUGGUCACACUAUCAACCAGUUGAACUCGUAAAAAAAAGAUAUAUUGGUAGAGUUUACAUUGGGUUAUCACAGUUUGUGAAGCACAUGGUGUAAUAUUUGCCAAACUAUUUCAGAAAUGUAUGAAAGAUGUGCCGCUCAAGGCAAUUGUAACUGAAAAACAACAACAACAAAAAAAGACCAUUGGCCAUAGGCCAGUUUUCUGUGCUGAAAUUUUCACACCCUUUUCCUUUUGUCAUUGGUCAAUAUUCUGCUCUUCACAGGGACAUGACCAAUGACAGUACAAGGGCCAAGCAAGCAUGACACAACUCGUACUGUAGUUUCCAUUUUGCCCCAGGCUAAUUUCCAUCAAUGACUAAUGUUGAUCAUGUCACCCUCCCUGUGUACCUUUUCUGCCCCAUAGGUUUUCUGUUUUAGAACAAUAAUUCACUGAUAACUGCACCUUUCUUGAAUGGUUUGAAUGGUUGGACAUUUAGAUUAAUUGAAUUUGUAAAGAAACCAAAGCACUUUGUAUAGUAAUUUUUACAAGUCUGUGCUUAAAGUACAGUCGAGUGUGAUGUAACUCUGUUGACUAAUCCACAUUAGUAUUCCGUAUUCUGGUAUUAUGUGGCUUGAUUAUUACAAUUGAUGCAUAGCACAGGCUGGACCACUGAAGCUAAAUUGGGGAACUUGUGCUAUGGAAUUCUAACUUUUUUGUAUCUAUAAUAUGUUUUGAUAAAGAUGCAUGAAAGAUGCAAGAUUCAUAAGGAAA
Messenger RNA from Oncorhynchus gorbuscha (pink salmon), 5895 nucleotides. RefSeq names its product cAMP-specific 3',5'-cyclic phosphodiesterase 4D-like. Bases 1279 to 3498 code for a protein of 739 amino acids. NCBI's taxonomy places the organism in Eukaryota, Metazoa, Chordata, Actinopteri, Salmoniformes, Salmonidae. The record is from RefSeq and is a predicted model, not a curated record. The transcript has 15 exons. Gene Ontology annotation, molecular function: 3',5'-cyclic-AMP phosphodiesterase activity. Gene Ontology annotation, cellular component: nucleus; cytosol; perinuclear region of cytoplasm. Gene Ontology annotation, biological process: signal transduction.